Phlebotomus argentipes is the source of this 1260-nucleotide messenger RNA. RefSeq names its product transmembrane protease serine 9. Bases 1 to 1152 code for a protein of 383 amino acids. Lineage: Eukaryota; Metazoa; Arthropoda; Insecta; Diptera; Psychodidae. The transcript is spliced from 5 exons. The record is from RefSeq and is a predicted model, not a curated record. Gene Ontology annotation, molecular function: serine-type endopeptidase activity. Gene Ontology annotation, biological process: proteolysis.
AUGAAAAAGUACUUUAAUCGCGAGUGCAGUUUCAAUUCCGAAUGCAAUAAUAAUGCAACACUCCCAAUUGCCAAUGAUCGGCAACAUUACUCUUGUGGUGUUCAGCCGCUCAGACGCCAACCGAGAGAUGGUGAGAAUUCCAGGCACAGAUCGCAGAGUCGCGCCCGGAGGAAAGGCAAGAUCAUCGCGGGAAAUCCGACGGAAGAGGGAGAAUUCCCGUGGCAAGUGUCCCUCGAGCUGCUGCAUCCCUCCAUGGGCUUCCUAGGGCACUGGUGCGGCGCUGUUCUGGUGGACAGGAAUUGGAUCCUGUCAGCUGCUCACUGUGUCCACAACGACCUCUUCAAUCUGCCCUUGCCGGCGCUGUGGACAGCCAUCCUGGGUGAUCACGACAGAUCGUGGGAGUCUGGCCAAGAGCAGCGGAUCCCCAUUGAUAAGAUUGUGAUGCACGACAACUACCAGAACUACCAGCAUGAUCUCGUCCUCAUGCGCCUCUCACGACCCGCCGACACUCAUUAUCCCUCAUUUGUGCGACCAAUUUGCCUGCCCAGCCAAGCCGGCGCCGACGAGACUCUAGCCGACGAUCGUGACGACAACUUCCUCCGCAGGCUGUUCAGCAUGUUCACGCGCAAACCACCGCGAAAGUCGCAGAAGCGACGAAAUGAUAAAUUCUUCCAAGAUCGCCACAUAACAAACAGAGAAAAUGACCUCUUCUUCGGCUCCAAGACAAUAGAUGACUUCAAUUUAUACCAGCAGCUGCCACUCUACCAUGACUGCCGUGUGACUGGAUGGGGCAAGAAGACCAUCGAGGGCGAUCUGACAAAUAUCCUGCUUCAAUCCCGAGUUCCUAUUAUUUCUAAUACAAAAUGCCAACAGGCCUAUGGCGAUCACAUCCGGAUCCACGAGGGUCACAUUUGCGGCGGGAAGCUGGAGAAGAAGGCCGGCGCGCCGUGCGUGGGCGACUCUGGCGGCGGAUUGCAGUGUCGCGAGAGUCGCUCGGGGCCGUGGAUCCUCGUGGGGCUCACGUCCUUCGGCUGGAAUUGCUCCCUGAAGCUGCCCGACGUCUUCACGCGCAUCUCCUUCUACGUUCAGUGGAUCUCCGGCGUGAUCUCUGGCGAUCCGCGCGACGAUCAGUAUCCGGAUUACUACUUCUGAUCCGCUCAUAGAACUUUCGCACAACAAAUGGUCGAAUUUAGUGAAUGUAGGACAUUAUAAUGGCUUAAACUCUGAGUUACAAAUAAUAUCUAGUCAGUAAUAAAUUAC